Molecule: messenger RNA, 1041 nt
Organism: Durusdinium trenchii
Lineage: Eukaryota; Dinophyceae; Suessiales; Symbiodiniaceae
Source: the annotation of a GenBank genome assembly
AUGUGUGUGCACUACUCGACUUUGGGGAAAAAGGUCGACCACAAGCUCUUGAAAGAGGACGGACCUGCCAACAAUCUCCUGCUCAUCUACUUGGUUUACCACAAGAAUCGCGGGACGGCAUUGCUGUUGCGUGAGAACCUGAAAGCAUUCUCCACAGAGUACCUGGAGGGGCUCGCGAAGGAAGCUGGUUAUCAACAUCUUGCUUCCAUCAUCGUGGAGGCCAGUGAUGCGGGUUUAAGUGUGAAUCCACGAUGUCGGAGGUAUGACGUCUUCAUUUUGCCGGAGAUGUGGAACGUCCAUGGGAAUCCUGCAGACGCCUACAAUUCCAUGAAGCAGCACAUCAAGGAUCAGAUUGAGCCGGUGCACCUGUCCGAUGUAAUAUGGGUGACCCAGGAACAUGAUCUACGAAUGGAAAUGCAGGAUUCCUACAACAGGAAUUGUGAGCUGCCUCUGGACAAAGUCGCUUCAAUCUCCCUGCAAGACUGGACUGCCCUGCUGAGCCAGGAGGAGCGUGAGAACUAUAGUGGUUAUCUCAAGAGACUUGACAUGGCAGACAAGGAGGUGCAGGAUCGGGAGCUGUGCGUUGUGGCAGUACAACAGGACCCCGUCGCCUUCCCCAUGCAGUCCAGAGGUGGCACUUUGCCUGCAUUCACCACAGACAGCACCAAGAGAUUGAUGGUAACCAACAGGGACAGAUGGAUGCUGGCCAAGGAGAAGUUGGCUUGCUUUGGAUUUCCAGUUUGCAAGGAGUUUGCAGAUGUAGCAAAAACGCCUGUAUUGGACAUAGGUCCAAAUGAGGGUUGGCACCGCUGUGUUGGGAACAGCAUGGUAAUCCCCAAUGCGGGCAUGGUCAUCUCUUGUGUGUUGAGCUGCAUAUCGCCGACUGCCAAGCUGAUGGGGCUGAUUUGUAGCUAUCGCGGUGCCCAUGAGCUCCAGGGAUUGCCUCCAGUGAUCAAGUACCAUUCUGGAUGGAAAUGCUGGAGGGUGGAGGUGGGAGGAACCCUUCACCGCAUGAAAGACAAAGAAGUGCCUCUCCAAUAG